Molecule: messenger RNA, 3210 nt
Organism: Chrysochloris asiatica (Cape golden mole)
Lineage: Eukaryota; Metazoa; Chordata; Mammalia; Afrosoricida; Chrysochloridae
Gene: CDCA2
Product: cell division cycle associated 2
Exons: 15
Coding region: 1-3210 (1069 amino acids)
Biological process (GO): regulation of mitotic nuclear division; regulation of chromosome segregation
Cellular component (GO): nucleus; chromosome
Source: RefSeq, a predicted model, not a curated record
AUGAUCAGCAUUCAGCCAAUCAUCGCCCGGCACUGGGUGGGCUCAUACCAACCCACGGGGUGGAGGGCGGGAAGAAAGGUUGUAGACGGGAAGGGCUAUCAACCAAUUAGAGCAGAACCUGCAGUCGAACGGCGGCUCGAAGCUUCUCUGAGCAGGCGCAAAAUCCAAUACCAGGCCACACAGGAGGAGCUCAUCUGCAUAUGGAGGCGGGGUUUUAAGGAAAAGAGGUGGAGCAUGGAUACUAGUUCAAAAGGCAAGGAACUUCUUGAUACCAAUGACAAGGAGUCUGCUAAUAGCAAUGCUGGUAAUACUACUUACAUUUUGGGAAAUGAGAAGCUUGUCACGCCUCAAAAACCUGAAGCUAUAGUGACUCCUAAUGUUUGCAGACCAGAAGUUUUGAAAUCACCUUUGAACUUCUCUACUGUAACUGUAGAGCAAUUGGGAAUUACACCUGAAAGCUUUGUUAAAACCACUCCAGCAAAGCCAUCAUCCUAUCUUAAAAAAUCUAGAAGACGUUCUACAAUUGGUGUUCGGGGCUCUCCUGAAACAAACCAUUUGAUUUGUUUCAUUGCUCAGCAGCGGAAUUUAAAGAAUACGGAGAAAUCUCCUUUGGCACAGAAUUCCCCUUUCCAGGGUAGCCCUGUACUAUAUCGAAAUGUGAAUUCACUAAGAGAUCGAAUAUCGGCCUUCCAGUCAGCUUUUCACCCCAUAAAGGAAAAUGAGAAAAUUCCUGACUGCCCUGAAUUCUCAGCGGCAGAGAAAGAGUUUGAGACUACAGACGUCAUUAAAAAAGAAGGGCUUAGUGAACGACAGCAGUCUGGAUUCUCUUCAAAGUUAUCAUCUAAACGUCGGAGAAUAUCCUAUCAGAGCAACUCUAAUGAAAAUCUGAUUGAUGCUGAAAAAAAAGGAAUUGAUCUCCCGUUAUUCAAAGCUGAUACUCAUCCCAGUGCAGACAGUACAUGCACUGUUGAAGCUUCACCUGCCAAUCUUUCUGAGAAAUCUUCUGGACCUGGUUUAACACGGUCUAGGUGUUUAGUUGAAGAGUCUGUUCAACUUUCAGAUCUCACAGAGGCUUCAAGUGGAAUCAAGGUCGCUGACUGCAUAAAGGACAAGGGAGCAAGUGCUGCUGUUUCACAGAAAACUUGGUUGGAGAACAACUUGACAGAAUCAGCGAGCUUAGCCAUAGUUCCUGACUUCAAGUCACCAGUAACUUCAGUGUGCAAGAAAGAUAUUCCAUCCUCUGAGACCUUUGUUCUUCGUUCUGUCCUGAAGAAACCCUCUGUUAAGCUGUUUCCAGAAAGCUUGCAGAAACGUUGUGGCAACCUCUGUGAUGAUGGGACUCAUCCAAGUGUAAUCUCAAAUCUUGGAAACUCUUGCAAAGAACAAAAAGCAGAAAAUCAAGAAAGUUAUCAAGUACCAGCCUUUGUCAAUGUGAAGACGAGAAAGAGAGUUACUUUUGGAGAGGACCUAAGCCCUGAAGUAUUUGAUGAAUCCUUGCCAGCAAAUACUCCACUGAGAAAAGGAGAGACACCUGCCCGUAAACAGGAUGUAAACAGUACCAGUCCUCUGCGACUUGAGCACUCACCUGAAUUACUACAACCAAAUUUUGAUGACAAAGGGGAGAAUCUUGAAAACAUAGCACCACUUCAGGGACCAUUUCCAGUUCUGAGUCCUAAUAAAUCUUCAGUGUCUGAGACUCUUUCAGGCACUGAUACCUUUAGUUCUGCAAAUAACCAGGAGAAUAUGUCUUCCUGCAACAUUGGCAGAAUAACACGUACCUCUAACAGAAAAAAUCAAUUGACUAGUUUUGCAGAAGAGACUGUUUGCAACUUAUUUAAUGCAGAAGGCCAGCAUUGUAAAGAAAAGAAAACUCAUAGGAGAAAGUCUCAAGAAACCAAGCAAACCAACAGGGCACUUCCUAAAAAGAAACAACUACUCAAAUUCCCCAGAGUCGCAAAGUUUCUCACGUCAAUUCAGUGGGGUACAGUCAUAGAAAAGUUUCAGAAUCGCGAUGUUUUCGAUAAUGUCUACUCAAAAGGAAAGCUUGACGAAGUACUAAAGCCUCCUAAAAAUCUCACUAAAAGAAAGACUCUAUUGCCUCAGAUCCCAGGAGACUUGGGUAUGAACCCAAAUUUUGAUGUGUGUGAUGUGUCUGAAUUCUGCAGCUCUUACAUGAAAACUUCCUCAUUGCUUGAUAAUGCUACUUUUGAUCAGGAUUCAAAUACAAAUAUUAUAGACAUUAAUGAAAGUGAAAAUAUUCCAAAAGCAGAAUAUAAAUCGGGAAGUAAAAAAGAACAAAAAACUGUGGCUGGGAAUGAAAACAGGCAUAUUUCUUGUGCUCCUGUGACUAAAGAAUCUAUUUUAUCAGAUCAUCCCAAACCGGAUUUUAUCUUGCAAUCCCAAGAGUUUUCUGCUGGUGCUCAGAAUGUGGGAAACCUUGAUCACGUCUUUAAAGUUUCCGAAGAUAGAAGCAUAAAGUGUGAGAAACAGACCGACUUCCUGGAAGCGAUAGAGGGAAAACCUAAAUGCAGUCAUUUAAUGUGUGACUCACAAAAAGAUUAUGUCUCCAUUGAAAAUAUAAAAGAAACUGAAGGUCAGCAUGAGGAUUUGGGAAGAAGAACUACAGAAAUCAGUAGUGAGAUGACUUGUCAAGAAAGGAAACAUAGAAGGCGUUCUAUGUGUCAUCCAACUGGUCCAAGUUUACAUUUGGAACAAAAGGGAAAUCCCCAAAAUGCCAACAUCGUAAGCCGUUCUGUGGAAAUGAGUUUAGAAAAUUCCGAACUGUGUAAAGAUUUAUCUGAUGCCAUAGAGCAAAGCUUUCAGAGAACAAGUAAUGGGACAAGAGUGAGACGUAGCACAAGGCUUCAAAAAGAUUUGAAAAAUUCAGGACUUGUGUGGAUCUCACUUCCAUUUCCUUCCGUGUCAUGCACAUCUCAAAAAACUAAAAGGAGAACAGUAUGCGCAUUUGAAAACAGAGGAUUGCAAAGUUUGUCCCCCAGAAAAGAAACUGUGUCCAGUCCAAACCUGAGUCUGCUGUCCUCCACAUCAGGUAAAGAAAACAUUGAAGACCCUACUGCUCCUUCUCAUUUACCUGGGAAGAGGAGGAUGAGCUUUUGUACAUCGACACUUGCAAAUCCUAAAAACACUACUCAACCAGAAUACAACAGAAGACGAUCCUUCCUCUACCAGAAAGAAAAAACAGCCCUCUAA